CUCAGAGCCGGGAAUCCCAACGUUCACAUAUCCUUCCAUCCUUUCUAUUUCUACAAAGGAACUCCCUCUCAGCUUUCCGAUUUGUUCCCAGAACCUCCGUUACUUCCCCCGAUGGGCUGCGAAACCUUGGCGGCAAACGCCGCCGUCUCUCCCUACGAUCUUCUAUUCCAAGCGCUCGCUCUCAUCCCCGUCUCCCAUUAUUUCGUGGCCGCUUUCUUAAUAUUUCUCAUAUUUCUAUACAAUUUUCUCGAGAUUCAUUUCCUUCGCGAUUUGCUCACUCUUUUCAGAGGCGACCCUGUUACCUUAACUUACAACUCUUGCUCCGACCUCUGCCAAUCAGUCGUUGCCAAGUGUAAGAUUCUUCACGGAAGGUACUCGGUGACUCCAUGGCUUUCGAGUCCUCAUCUUCAGACAGCUUUCUUGAAUAUUUUUGGACGGGCUCCUCCGGUUACUUAUAGACGACAUUUAUUCCGUGCUUUGGAUGGUGGAACAAUUGCUUUGGAUUGGCUAACUUAUUCUGAUGUUGUGGAAGGUACUUCCCGUGUAAUUGAUAGUUCCGCUGCUCCUAAAGGUGAUAAAACUCCGAUUAUGAUUGUGAUUCCUGGCUUAACCAGUGAUUCUUCGUCUGCUUAUGUGAAGCAUCUUGCCUUCAACAUGGCAAGACAGGGUUGGAAUGUUGUUGUAAGCAAUCACCGUGGGCUGGGAGGUGUAUCACUUACGUCUGAUUGCUGUUAUAAUGCUGGAUGGACGGAGGAUGUACGGAAAAUCAUUGAGCAUAUACGUUGUGAAUAUCCAGAAGCUUCUCUCUAUGCUGUUGGAACUAGCAUUGGUGCAAAUAUUCUGGUAAAAUAUCUUGGAGAGGAUGGGGCUAAUACUCCUCUUGUUGGGGCUGCAGCUAUAUGCUCUCCUUGGGACCUCUUGAUAUGUGAUAGGUUCAUCAACCGUAGACCUGUGCAGAAAAUAUAUGACAGAGUGCUAACAGUUGGCCUGCAAGGUUAUGCACAAUUGCAUCAGUCUAUCUUGUCUCGUCUUGCAGAUUGGGAAUGCAUUAAAAAGUCAAAUUCGGUUCGGGACUUUGACAACCAUGCUACUCGUGUUCUUGGAAAAUUUGAGACUGUGGAUGCAUAUUAUAGGCGUUCAAGCAGUACUAAUUAUGUAGAAAACGUGUCAGUGCCUCUCCUCUGUGUCAGUGCCUGGGAUGAUCCAGUGUGCACCAGUGAAGCUAUUCCAUGGGAUGAAUGUAGGGCCAAUGAAAAUAUAAUCCUAGCUACUACGGCACAUGGUGGACAUCUGGCUUUCUAUGAAGGGAUAACUGCAUCUAGCUUAUGGUGGGUAAGAGCUGUUGAUGAGUUCUUAGGUGUUCUACGCACUAGCCCAUUUAGAAGGCAGAAGCUCCAAGGUUCUACCUUGCCCAAGCCAGUGCAAUCUUCAAUAGAUCAGGGGCCUUAUUUAAAUGUAAUGGGAGAUGGAAUGGUGACGGCAGCAGGCAAUGAACCAAGAGAUAUUGUACCAGCGGACAUGUCAAAUGAGCAUAUGGUUCACAGUAAGAAAGAAGAAGACACAAUUUCAGGUCAAGGAACAAGCCCUGACUUGACAGAUGAAACAUACUCUAACAAGCACAUCAUGAAGCAAGCAGAACAAAAUGUCAAGGAUUUGAUUGUGCCUGUCCAAAGAUGUGUUGAUCAGCUUUCUCGCCGGAGUAGGCAAUCAAUCUGGUUGCUGGCAUACAUUGCCAUUAUAACAACUUGGCCGUUUGUUGGUUCUGUUCUUAUUUCAGUUCUCAAGAGAAGGUUCAAAACUUUUGUACCGGCUACAUUAUUUAAAAAAUAGAGUUACUUCUACUGCACUGAAUUCUACUCAAUCAUGAUUAUUAGUCCCUUUCGAGGGAUAAUAAAGAUGCUAACUGCAUCUUGAUUAAGAAGUAUGCACAGUGUGAAUUUUGCCGGAAAUCGGUGAUGAUUCCUCCAUUGUUGUAUCAGAAAAUAAUUUCCCUUUCUAUCUAAUCUAUCUUAUUCAUGUAGAAUUCAA
Molecule: messenger RNA, 2028 nt
Organism: Theobroma umbraticum
Lineage: Eukaryota; Viridiplantae; Streptophyta; Magnoliopsida; Malvales; Malvaceae
Product: alpha/beta-Hydrolases superfamily protein
Biological process (GO): lipid metabolic process
Molecular function (GO): short-chain carboxylesterase activity; monoacylglycerol lipase activity
Source: RefSeq, a predicted model, not a curated record